ACCGUCUAGCACUGCGGUAGCGAAGUGCUCUCCCAUCUGGUGCUUAUCUGUCAGAGCUGCUCCCUGAUUUGAAGAUCCGGGAGGCACAGACUUUUCUAAACCUGGGAGUGCUUCCUGCAGUCUUUUUGCCUCUUUGCUUUGCCCUGAGGCCCCUUAGGAAACUGCCCAGGCUGCCGACAUUCCUGGCGUCCUCAUGUGUGCUGAUCCCUUUUGCUUCCCAACUUAAGUCUCAGAUGUCCUUCGAGUUCUUCUUCUUCUUCUUCUUUUUUUUUUUAGAGAUUUAUUUAUUAUUUAUGCAGAGAAGAGCUGGGGUUAAGGCCAGAGAUGGGGCGGGUGGUGCGAUGACUCACCAGAGACAGCGGGGAACAGAACAGGCAGACCUGCUGAAAUUCAGUGCUGAGGGGAGCAGCAGGCGAGACAGAAAGGUCUGCCUGCCAUGUGGGUUGCUCCCUGGCGGGCCAGGCAUGGAACUCAUGCUGCAGAGGCUGUGGACUGCUUCACAGUGCGGUGCUUAACCCCUUGCGCCACCAGGGAGGACCUCCUUCAGAGAUUAAAUGACCAAGACAGAGAUGAGGAAUUAGGCCUUGCUGCAGAGACUUCAAUUUCUUCCCAGUACCUGACCAUUUAUGAUGAGGCAGCUUGUGGAAGUGUGAUGUUUCCUUAUUUCCUCACAGGCCACAGUAAACAGAGGUGUGAAGGAAAAGUUAACUAUGGAAGCUAUGGAGUUGGAGAGCCCCAGACCCACCUACCAUCUCAUUCCUGAAACCAGCCAGCUGAGGGAGGAAGAAGAUGUCAGCAUACCCUCUAAAGCAACCACAGAAAUCAUGCAGCUGAAGAAGGAGAUCUCUCUGCUGAACGGAGUUAGCCUGGUGGUGGGCAACAUGAUUGGCUCAGGAAUCUUCGUCUCACCCAAGGGUGUGCUGGUACACACUGCCUCCUAUGGCUUGUCACUGGUCAUAUGGGCCAUUGGCGGGGUUUUCUCUGUUGUGGGUGCCCUUUGCUAUGCAGAGCUGGGGACCACAAUCACCAAGUCUGGGGCCAGCUACGCUUAUAUCCUAGAGGCCUUUGGGGCCUUCAUUGCCUUUAUCCGUCUGUGGGCCUCACUGCUUAUCGUGGAGCCCACCAGUCAGGCCAUCAUCGCCAUCACCUUUGCCAACUACAUCAUCCAGCCCAUCUUCCCCACCUGUGAGCCCCCGUACCUGGCCUGCCGGCUCCUUGCUGCUGCUUGCAUAUGUCUGCUGACAUUUGUGAACUGUACCUACGUCAAGUGGGGCACACGUGUGCAGGACGUAGUCACUUAUGCCAAGGUCCUGGCGCUCAUUGCCAUCAUUGUCAUGGGCCUUGUUAAACUGUGCCAGGGACACUCUGAGUACUUUGAGGAUGCCUUUGAGGGUUCCUCCUGGGACCUGGGACACCUCUCUCUCGCCCUCUUCUCUGCCCUCUUCUCUUUCUCAGGUUGGGACACCCUUAAUUUUGUAACAGAAGAAAUAAAAAACCCAGAAAGAAAUUUGCCCCUGGCCAUUGGGAUUUCUAUGCCAAUUGUGACGUUCAUCUACAUCCUGACCAACGUGGCCUAUUACACAGUGCUGAGCAUUUCCGAUGUCCUUGACAGUGAUGCUGUGGCUGUGACUUUUGCUGACCGGACAUUUGGCAUGUUCAGCUGGACCAUUCCCAUUGCUGUCGCCCUGUCCUGCUUUGGGGGCCUCAACGCAUCUAUCUUUGCCUCAUCAAGGUUGUUCUUUGUGGGCUCCCGUGAGGGCCACCUCCCCGACCUUCUGUCCAUGAUCCACAUUGAGCGUUUCACACCCAUCCCUGCUUUACUGUUUAAUUGCGCCAUGGCGCUCAUCUACCUCACUGUGGAGGAUGUGUUCCUGCUCAUCAACUACUUCAGCUUCAGCUACUGGUUUUUUGUGGGCUUGUCUGUGGCUGGACAGCUCUACCUUCGCUGGAAGGAGCCCGACCGUCCCCGGCCUCUCAAGCUGAGCCUGUUUUUCCCUAUCGUGUUCUGCAUAUGCUCCUUGUUUCUGGUGAUUGUGCCCCUCUACAGCGACACCAUCAAUUCCCUCAUUGGCGUUGGUAUCGCCCUCUCCGGAGUCCCCGUCUACUUCCUGGCUGUUUACCUACCAGUGUCCCGGAGGCCAGUCUUUAUUCGGAAUAUCCUGGCCACCAUCACCAAAGUCACACAGAGGCUUUGCUUUUGCGUCCUGACUGACCUAGAUGUAGGUGAAGAAAAAAGCGUUGAUAGCAAAACUGACUAGAUACCAGAGGUGACGUCCACUGCGGCCUGGAAGGCUACCUGUGGUCACAGCCACCAAAGUCCAGAUGACAAGACUGCAUGCCCCAACCCUCCCCAUACAAAGGAGCCUGUUGGCUGACACUGAGGGGGCUUAGAGUUGAUGGCCUGCUCAUUGGUAAGCUAUGGGAGGAGACUUGGGGGCUGGCCUGAAGGUAGGGACUUCAGAAGGUGGUGGUGGGACUGUGGGUUAGUUUUAUUCCUGGCGGGUACAUGCAGCCCUUACCAACAGCUGGAGAGUUAGCGUUGAGGGAAGAGGGGUGGCUGGUAGUUUCUGAAUUUGAUUUUUGAGAUCUGAACCAGAGAGGCUGCUUUAUGGGAAGUUUUCCUCUGACCAGGUGCAAGACUUGAUUUUAGAGCCCUGAAAUGCUACGUCUUCCUCUGGCUCUAAAUUGUUCCUCGCAGGGGGAAAGGGUUGUAUUUCAUUACUUGCUGAUAAUAAUCCAGAACCCAGUUCUAGCAAGCCAUUGGUGUUCAUUCAACUACAUGAUGCAAUAAGCUGUUUAAAAACGUCAAGUACCCAAAGCCAAGCCACUCUGCCCUUAGAGGGGCCUCUAUGUGGCAGUGGGUCAGACUCUGACCAGAUUUUCUUUGUUCAGCUUUAGCACAAUUUUCUGUUGAACCUCACCUGCAAAGUAAACUUUCAAAGAUUUUUUUACUCAUGCCCCACACUUUAGUAUAGGGAUAGAUCACGUUUACAAGCACCUGGCUCAAGUGUAGCAAGGGCAAAUGAAUAAACUCAUGAGUCAGAAAUCUGCAAUACUGUUCUGAAGGAUUAUCCUCUAUUUUACAUAGCUUUUUGUUGUAGUUGAUAGGAAGUAAAUCUCUGGGUUUCUGGUGUGAACUUUAAGAGGUCAGAAAACUGUUCUAGAAUUCAGAAUCACCUGAAUUCUUACAGCUGUCAUUGGCUCAUGGGUCCAGACCAUAGCAUAGCUUGCUUCUCUAAGGGCUAGUGUGAGGGGCUGCUGUGCAGACCCAAACAAGCCUGCCUCGGUGCUAGGAGUGGUCAUUUUCUUUUCUGAAAACCUCACACAAGGCUGCAUUCUCUACUUGUCCCUGCCACCAGGCUUUGUUUACACUCGAGUAGCUUUGGUGUGCAUCAGGGAUGGUACACGCCCCUCCCGUCCGCUUCCUCUUACCCUGAGGUCCCUGUAGGGCUACAGUGGCAGGAAGAGCUUGGUACUUGUGGGGACUUGUUUUCUCCCUGUGGAGAUCAGUGAAAACUCCAGAAAAAAAGCUGCUUCAACCUCAAUCUGGCUCCUCAGCAGACAACGUGAUUGGAAGCAACUCAUUCUUGUGCUCUGGCUGUACUUUAGGACUCAGGUUAGGCCUGAGUGGCAAGUUUAGCCACACGUUCCUUGGCAGGCGGUAUGGCUGCACUGGAUUGUACAAAUGUGACACCAUCGACCCUGUCACCCUUGGCACAAAGACGAUUCAAGGGAGCAUGAUCACAGAUGCCUUUGGUUCAGGGAAUGCAUCUGUGAGAACAUGGGGGAACCUUCCGACUGACAUGUUGGAGAUUUGUACAGCAAAUUCCUGCCUGAUGGCAGAGUCAUGUGCAGAGGCUGACUUGCCUAGACUACAUAAACAUGCUGAGCCAGGCUGGCACCUACCCCAGGGAUCCUCUGGAGCUAAUCCUUUAAGAGUACACGUGUCUUGAAGAUCGCCAACUCAGGCUUUAGCUUUCUCCACUGAAGUAAAUGACCAGCUAAUCCCAGGAACUGCUGCCCCAGAGAGACUCCCGGGGGAGCAAGGCCCUCUCACCUGGGGUCGCCUAGUACUUGCUUAGUGAGCCAAGUCGUCCUCCACUGGAUGGUGACCACAUUCUUCCCUCUAUGCUGGAUAUAGACUUCUCCCACUAACCCCUCUGUGGGGGUACCAGACUUCUCACAGCACUCAAGCUUCACCACAGAAGUAAUCUCAUUAGGUAUUUGUUGUUUCCUUCAACCCUUCUACAGCGCUAAUCCCUUUUGCAGUGGGAGUUUGUGAAGAUGUCAAGCCCUUUGGAGUUGGCAGACUUCAAUGAGUACAUAAAUGAGUGAGCACAUUAUAGUGGCAUCGAGUGAUUUGUAAUCCUUUGUUUCCAUGCCUACAGGAGACUAAGAUGACUAGUAUUAGACAUGUAAGUCUGCCUGUUACUUUUAACACUGAAUUGUACCUUUGUGGAUAGCUAGGAUGGGAAAGCAACAGCUUUUUGGAUUACAGCUGCAACAGGAGGGUGUGAGCACACGUAUAGGCAGAACUUCAUCACUUCUGGCAGGUUUAACAACUUUGUGUGGACAGGAACUAGUGUACUGCUAAAGAUGUACAAAGUGAAUAUAAAGAGAAGUGGGUGGAGACAGGGAAGUAGCGAUGCUUAUGUCCUCUUACCAGAGGUGGGAAGACAUCUCCCUGUGUGACUCACCUUCCCACUUGACGGUGCAUCACCGGGCAAGAGGGCACACCUCCAAUCAAGGGUUUUUGUAGACUGUUUCCCUAGCUCUGCCCUGUCCAGUCCAGUUGCCACUAGCCACAUGCACUAGUUAAAUUAAAAAUUCAAUCCCUCAGUUGUACCGAUCACAUCUGCAGUACUCAGCAGCCGCAUGUAUAGUGCCUACUACACAGCUGUUUUUGGCGAAUGCUAGGAAUAAACACUUCUCCAUGGAAAGCCAAAUUCAUAGUAUAUUUGCCUUUUUAUUUGCCCGAAACCCUUAGUGUCUGAAAGGUCUAUCUUACUCCCCUGCCCCCUUUUUUGGUGGGGUGGUGGAGGGAACGGGGGAAGAGAAAAAGUACCAAGGGAAAGCACUAAGAUACUCAGAUUUAAGACUUCAAAGGAAUUACUUACUCACACAUUCAAAGUUAGUUUUUACUGAAAAGUGAUCACACAUACACUCUGUCCCUUGUCAGCACUGCAAAAAGACCAAUCUCCGCAACCAUUACCAGAGCCAGGAAGCAGGGAGGUAGACACAGCUGUUAAACCUCCACAGCCCAGGUGGAUUCUCUGUCCUUUCCGAAUGGCCAUUACUGUGCAGUCUGGGGCGCUAUGAGGGAUCCACUGGCGCCCCACCUAAGUUUCCUCUAUCAAAAGGAACAGGCUUUACUGGACACAGGUGGUGCGGUGGUAUGGGAAAGCCAAAUAUUAUUGCAGAUGAAACAGAGCCUCCAGAUGCACCCACUGGCUUCAGCCUCAGAAAGGGAAUGCCAGGAACAUCCUCUGAUCAGGCCCCGCUCAGUCCCCAAUGGAGGGCCACAGGGUCACUUUUCAUUGCAGCAAAAUGGCCCUGCUCUGAGUGCACAGACAUACUCCCUUAGCACAAGUUUUCACUACAGUGGGAUCGUGCUGUUUGAUAGGCUUUUUCCUUCCCCCUGGUAAGUGAGGAAAUCCGAGAGGAAGCCGCUAAGGUGGCGGUUGCUGUAGUCGCAGAGCUCCCAAGGGCUUGUGGUAGAGCCUCGUGGCUAUCACAGGAUGAUCAGUCUGAAUCUAGGUCAUGAGCGCUGUCAUAGCCAAACUCCUUCUGCACAUCCAAAGGGUAUUUGCUCCACAUCUGUGGUCUGCGAUGGCCUCCUCCCUCCUCUUCACUUAGGUUGUUGCUAGAACCUAGAAUGAGAUGACAGGCGUGGGUUCUAAAACUAUGUGACUUUCUAGGUGAUUACAACAGCCCCCCACCCCUCUCAAAAGGUCUAUUUUUUUGUUCUCCAUUAUAAAACACUUGCUUAACAAAGAGAAUUUAGAAUUUAAGAGAAAGUGGUUGAAUUUCUACCAUUCAAAUUGAGUCCUUCCUUUAAAUUUGAAUAUUUUGUCAUUUCUCCCCUAACACAGGAUUUGUUUUGAUAGUUGUACUCAUAUUGUAAAUAUAAUUUUGUAUGUUGUUCCUUUCCUUUUAACAUAUUAUAAGCACUUCCCUAAUAGAAUAUUCCCUAAUUUGGGCCUCCCUCGUGGCGCAGGGGUUAAAGUCUCAGCACUAUCAAGCUAUCACCAGCCACUGUAGCAUGAGUUCGAACCCUGGCCAGGGAGCUGACCCAUAUGGCGCAGCAGACCUCUCCUGUCUCACCUGCUGCUCCAUUCAGCAGUGUAUUUCAAUAGAUCCACCUGUUCUGCUCCCCACUCUGUCUCCGGUGAAUCCUUUCACCCUCUGUACCUCUGGCCCAUAUCCCAGUUCUUGUAUGCAUAAAUAAAUAAAUCUUAAAAAAAAAAAAAAAUCCAUGGUUUGCUUGUUUCCACAGUAAUAGACCCCUAGAAAGUACUUUCUGUUGGAACUGAGCCAACAGCUCAGUUCCUUCCAUAUUCUCUCCCACAGGUACCAUGUUUGGGUUACCACUUUCUGAAAAAAGUUGUGAAUACAGCAACUUCUUAAGAGAUUAGAUAAUGGGUGUGUGAAAGCCCUGGCCCUAACCCUACUGGUGAACCUCUCCAAUGUAUUUUUUUUAAGGUUUAUUUUAUUUAUUUACAUAGAAGAACUGGGGUACAGGCCAGCAGUGAGGGGUAUGUGUGUGUGUGAGAGGAUUCACGAGUGACAGAAU
This is a messenger RNA of Talpa occidentalis (Iberian mole), 6793 nucleotides long. It is a transcript of the gene SLC7A6, whose product is annotated as solute carrier family 7 member 6. The coding region runs from base 711 to 2258 and encodes 515 amino acids. Gene Ontology annotation, cellular component: membrane. Gene Ontology annotation, biological process: amino acid transmembrane transport. Gene Ontology annotation, molecular function: L-amino acid transmembrane transporter activity. The transcript is spliced from 11 exons. Lineage: Eukaryota; Metazoa; Chordata; Mammalia; Eulipotyphla; Talpidae. The record is from RefSeq and is a predicted model, not a curated record.